AUGAAUAAAGGUUUAUCUUUAAUUUCUAUUUAAUAGGGGAUUCAUUACAUAACUUAGAGUAAUACAAUGAUACAAUUAUUUGCUAGGAUAAAGCAUUACUAUUAGAUCCUAAUAAUACUGCUGCCUAUAUGAAUAAAGGUUUAUCUUUAAUUUGUAUUUUUAUUUGAUAGGCAAUUCAUUAAAUAGUUUAUAACAGUACAAAGAUGCAAUUAUUUGCUUUGAUAAAGCGCUCCAAUUAAAUCUAAUUAUGCAUUAGCAUAGAUAAAUAAAGGUCUAUCUUAUAUUUCUAUUAAUAGGGAAUUCGUUAAAUAAUUUAUAAAUAUACUAGGAUGCAAUUAUUUGCUAUGACAAAGCACUAUAGUUGGAUCCUAAUUAUGCCGCAGUCUAUAUGAAUAAAGGUUAAUCUUUAAUUUCUAUUUAAUAGGGUAUUCAUUACAGCAUAUAGAUUUUAUUGAUUUCAAUAUAGAAAAUUUCUAAGAAUACAAGCUGCAAUUACUUGUUAUGAUAAUGCAAUAAAAUUAGAUCCUAAUAAUAUAUCAAACUAUUAGAUCAAAGGUAAUUUUAAAUAUAAUUAAAAGGUGAUUUGUUAACUUGAAUGA
Paramecium sonneborni is the source of this 599-nucleotide messenger RNA. The record is from the annotation of a GenBank genome assembly. Lineage: Eukaryota; Ciliophora; Oligohymenophorea; Peniculida; Parameciidae.